Amphibalanus amphitrite is the source of this 1464-nucleotide messenger RNA. RefSeq names its product synaptic vesicle 2-related protein-like. Gene Ontology annotation, molecular function: transmembrane transporter activity. The record is from RefSeq and is a predicted model, not a curated record. The coding region runs from base 1 to 1464 and encodes 487 amino acids. The transcript has 12 exons. Gene Ontology annotation, cellular component: membrane. Gene Ontology annotation, biological process: transmembrane transport. Lineage: Eukaryota; Metazoa; Arthropoda; Thecostraca; Balanomorpha; Balanidae.
AUGCCCAACUCGGCGCUGCUCGAGCAGAUUCUGGAGGCGGACGGCUCGGCGCCGGGUCGGACGCCCGGAUCGGCCGGCCCACAGAGCCUGACGUACUCUCUGGACGAGGCCAUCGACUGGGUCGGGUUCGGCCGGCUGCAGCUGCAGCUGGGCGUGCUGCUCGGCCUCAGCUGGCUCUCGGAGAGUAUGGAGGUGAUGCUGCUGUCGCUGCUGUCGCCGGCGCUGCUCUGCGACUGGCGCAUCUCGCCCUGGCGACAGGCCACCGUCUCCACGGCAGUGUUUGUCGGUAUGACGUGCGGCCAGCUGUACUGGGGCCGUUUCGCCGACAGACACGGACGGAAACCGACUAUGCUUGUAUCUGGCUUCUUUCUCGCCUAUUUUGGAUUUUUAUCGUCAUUUGCUCCGACAUUCAUUUGGAUCACUAUUCUCCGUUGUCUGGUCGGCUUUUUCAUCGGUUCCGUUCAGCAAGUGGUUACAUUGUUCACCGAGUUUCUCCCAACAAAUCAGCGAGGAAAAAGUCUGAUCAUUAUUCAGCUCUUCUGGACCAGCGGCGCCAUCCUGGAGGUACUGCUCGCGAUGGUCGUGGUGCCCACUCUCGGCUGGCGCUGGCUGCUGGCCACCUCCAGCAUCCCACUGGUGCUGUUCGCCCUUCUGUCGCCGCUGCUGGUGGAGAGUCCCCGGUACCACGCCGCGUGCGGCCGGCCCGAGCUCGCCCAGGCCACCAUGGACCUGCUGGCGGCCAAGAACGGACGAGCGCUGCCUCCGGGCCACCUCGAGACCAGCAGCGCAAAUGACGAGAGUCGCGGCCACUUCCCCGACCUGCUAUCGCGUCAGAAUCGCCGCACCAGCGUCCUCCUAUGGACACUAUGGAUGAUGGUCACGUUUUGCUACUAUGGAAUCAUAAUGCUAGCCACAGAGCUUCUGAAGAUGCCCGAGGAUCAGAUGUGUUCAGCUAUUGAUGAACCACAGCAGGAGCGGGUGUGUCAAGCUCACUGCACAACACUCACCAAGGCAGACUACCUCGACGUGUUGUGGACUGCGCUCUCAGAAUUGCCAGGAUUGCUGCUCACCGUGCUGCUGGUCGACAAGAUCGGCAGAAAGAAAACAAUCGCCGGGGGACUGCUCAUCUUCAUCCUGUCGCUCUCUGUUCCACUAUUCUGCAUCCAUAGUCGUAUGCUGCUGACGGCUUCCCUUGGUGUGGGCCGUGCCGCGAUUGCGUCCGUUUUCCUGGGUCUCACCAUUUACACACCAGAGGUUUAUCCCACGCACCUGCGCGCCACAGGCAACGGCACGUGUGGCGCCUUUGGAAGGAUUGGGGCCAUCACCACCCCACUGAUAGCCCAGGUGCUAAUCCACAGCUCGGUGCGCCACACGGCCGCGGUAUAUGCCUCCUCGGCCGCGCUGGGGAUAGCCGCCACACUGCUGCUGCCGUAUGAGACGGCCGGCCGCGCCAUGGUGCGGUAG